CUUUCAGGUUGUAUCAGUAAAUCUGGACAUUCAGCAGACUAUAGAAAAUAAAGGACUGAUUAAUGACUGCUGCAGAUCUGUCUUAUGCCAACAAGUUUAUUCAUAGUAAUAAUCAUUCAUUAUUAAAGUAACUCCGGAUUCAACUUCAGUGAACUCCAUCUUUGGACAUCUAGUAGGUUUAUUUUCACUUCCAACAGGUUGAAUGUGAAGUUCAGUGCAACCACCACCACAACGUAUUCUAUAUAUGAUAUGGCAAUUCUUUUGAGGCAGAAGUGGAAACAAUGUCUGUGCUUUCAAUGUCAUAGCUUGUAAAACUGAAAAGCAAUUUGGUUUGAAAUGUCACUUUAUAAUUGACUUUAUAGAAUUUCUGUGUUAUGGUUUGAUUUACUUUCUGCAUUUGUGGUAUGAAUGUGUCACUACUGUCUAAUUAGGUUAAGUUGAUAGAACCUGAAUCAGAGGUAUUACUGCACUUAUUUUUUUUAGCCAUUUAAACAAUUUUUGCAAGUGUGUAGUGUACUAGAAGUUAAAAAAUUGUUUCAGUUAAAAAUCCUAUGUCAUUCUCAUGAAGUAAGAGUUGAAUUGGGUCGAACAAUUAUGUUGAUUGAAAUGUGUAUGGGAGUUCUGUAAUCAUUCUUAUCAUGUUUGGUACACUGUAAAUUCUUGUUAAUAAUUAAUGAUGUUGAACUUUCUAAUUAAUCCUGAACUUCAUUAAAUGUAAAGACAUUUUAUUUUAGAGGCUUUCAAUCAUAUUUUUACAUCUAGAGGAUUUUGCAUUGAAAAUUUUGUUGCAGUAAUUGUAAAUUUCUUGAAAUUGUUGUUUGUGGCUUUCUUAUUGUUACAUGUUUUCUAUUUAUUUAUGUUAAUUAUUUGCAUGUAAGCUUAGAUUUGAAUAAAUAUGGAACAUUUCAAUACAGUUCCAGGGGUAUGUUUUGGUGCAGAUGUAAUUUAUACAGAAAGUAGUCAGCUAUAUGCAAUUGUGGAAUCAGAAAGUAACAGUACCUCUAUUUUAGGGAGAAAAAAUAGUGGUGCAUGUAAUGAUAAUGUUUCUGAUAGGAUGGAGUGUAAAGAUAUUCAUGCCAGAUCAGAGAGAGAAGUUACCACCUGUAGUUUCGAGCGUUGUAAAACUUCUGCCCAUAGCCUUUUGUGCAAAGAUGAUAUUCUUAAAUCAAGUUGUAAAAAUCAUGUUUUGGAGUUUGAUGAUAAGCCAUGUAAUCAAGAGAGCAAAGAAAUAAUCCCAUUUGAUAUUGCCCUUGGUGAAGUUGCUGAUCAUGAGAUGUUUUUAGGAUCUGAAAUAAAGGUUGAGAUUAAUGAUGAAGAAAUAGAAACUUUUUUGUUUAAUGGGACAGCCUCCAAAAAGAGUAAUGUUAUCCAAAACCAGGUUCCUUGUAGUACAUACUCUGUUAAAUUAAGACCGAAAAAAGUUGCAAAUAAUUACAGUACAAGUUACCACUGUUCUGUUUGUGGAGAGCCAUAUUUAGGCAAAUUAAGUAAGCAUUUGCGAAAAUGUCAUUCAGAACUUUUACUCUUUCAUUGUAAUGACUGUGGAAAAGGGUUUAUGGUGAAGAGUACCUAUGAAAAUCAUUUGAAAAUACCACACCCAAAUAACCUUUAUAAAUGUGGGAUAUGCAAAGCAGCUUUUAAAAAGCAAACUAGUCUCAUGGAACACAUUACUAGUGAACAUAGUGGCAGGGUUCCAGCUAAAAUGAAGUCGACUGGGAACAUUUUUAAAUGUGACAUAUGUGAAAAAUCAUAUAAUAGCAAGAUUUCUUUGUUUAGACACUUAACGCAAGUCCAUAAGAAUAUAUUUUAUAGAUAUUCAGUAAAAAAAUCUUUAUGUAAAUAUUGUGGAAAAAUCUUUGAAAAUACAUUUGACCAUGAAAUCCAUAAAAAGGAGCAUAAAAACCCACCAUUUGUGUGUAGCAUUUGUAAAUUGGUAUAUAAUAGUAAAGUUUAUCUGAAAAAUCAUGUGAAAAUGCACCUGACAGGCAAACCAACUUGUAAUAUUUGUGGAGCAGCUUUUGCAGAACAGAAAACUCUUAGAAGGCAUAUGCUGACUCAUUCUUUAGAAAUGAAAUUUCUUUGUGAGUUCUGUGGGGAGGGAUUUCCCCUUCAAAGAAAAUUCAAGACUCACAUGCGAAAGCAUACCAAAGAACCCAUCAAAAAGCCAUUCAAUUGUCCAGUUUGUGGAAAACCCUUUAGGGAUAGAAGUAAUCUGGCUUGUCAUAUGCAGAAACACAGAAAAACUAAAGAUUUUGUAUGUAAUAUAUGUGGUAAAGCUUUAGGUGAUAAAAGAACUCUAAAAAAUCAUUUAGGUCGACAUCAAGGGGAAACUCAAUAUAAGUGUCCAAUAUGUGAAAAGUCAUUUGCUUAUGCUAGUUACCGCACAGCACACAUGAGAAGUCAUACUAAAGAAAAGCCAUUUAAAUGUGAACAGUGUGGUAAAUGCUUCACUCAAAAGAGUAGUUUAAACACACACAAAAAAAUACAUGAUGGUAAAAAGCAACAUGUUUGCAGUAUAUGUAAUAAAGCAUUUUUGUUUGCCUAUUAUUUGAAAGUUCAUAUGCGGUCACAUACUGGAGAAAGACCUUUUAAUUGUGCUAAUUGUCAUAAAGCAUUUACUCAAAAAUGUACGCUGAAUACGCAUCUACAAAUUUGUAUAUAAAUUUUUUUUUUCUCUCUCUCUCAUAUACAUAUAUAUUAUAUAUUAAUGAAAGGGCAUAUUAAUUAAAUUUACCAACUCUAAUAUUAACCCUUAGUGAAUUGACAUGCUCACAUGAGUAGCAAUAACAGGUUUUGGUUGGAAGUGAAUGGACAUGCUCACAAGAGUAGCGAUACCAGGUUUUGGUUGGACAACAGAGCGACUCAUGGUGAUUAACGUUGUUACGCACCAUCAAUUUGGGGGAAUCAAGCGGGAAAGAGUCGUCAUUACUUCUUUAGCCCAUAAAUUCAUUAAUGGCAACUUGUAGACUGGCUAAGGUUAGAGAUUGGGUGGCUCAGGAGCUUAAUUGUGGUCUUGACUUCAAGGGAGGAUGUACUGCUUCACUGUCUUACAUUAUGUCUUCUUAUAAAUUUGCUCAUAAAUAUACCAAGGGUUGCUGUUGAUUUUAGUUCUUAUCCUUUAUGA
Macrobrachium nipponense is the source of this 3124-nucleotide messenger RNA. Its product is annotated as oocyte zinc finger protein XlCOF6-like. Gene Ontology annotation, cellular component: nucleus. NCBI's taxonomy places the organism in Eukaryota, Metazoa, Arthropoda, Malacostraca, Decapoda, Palaemonidae. Gene Ontology annotation, molecular function: DNA-binding transcription factor activity, RNA polymerase II-specific. The transcript is spliced from 2 exons. The coding region runs from base 896 to 2662 and encodes 588 amino acids. Gene Ontology annotation, biological process: regulation of transcription by RNA polymerase II. The record is from RefSeq and is a predicted model, not a curated record.